Messenger RNA from Lolium rigidum, 3205 nucleotides. Its product is annotated as boron transporter 4-like. The transcript has 13 exons. Gene Ontology annotation, molecular function: solute:inorganic anion antiporter activity. Gene Ontology annotation, biological process: transmembrane transport; monoatomic anion transport; monoatomic ion homeostasis. Gene Ontology annotation, cellular component: plasma membrane. The record is from RefSeq and is a predicted model, not a curated record. The coding region runs from base 870 to 2906 and encodes 678 amino acids. NCBI's taxonomy places the organism in Eukaryota, Viridiplantae, Streptophyta, Magnoliopsida, Poales, Poaceae.
CCAAGGCCUCCAGGGGUGUUUCAAAUGUCCGUCAGUUCAUAAGCUGCUCCCAUUCACCUGAUUCAGCUUAUCCAAAUAGUCCGCAUUAAUGACCACUUUUUAGUCUGUCUGGAAGCCUAAACCCCCUUUUUUUGGCCUUCUCGGCUGUCUAUGUAAUUAUAAUAAUGCAAAAGAAUGUGCUCAUACCGAGUCCAGUAAUGUAAAGCUAAAUAUAGCAUUGUGUUAAAUGACGGAAAUUGGGCCAGCAAAAUGCUAUCAUGCAAUGGUUUGUGACCGGUCAAAUUUUGGUCUAGCCAGCAUACUAUGUAUAGCAUAACAAAACAGGGGCAUGCCAAAUUUAGCCAACCGUCCCAUCUCUCUUGGCUGAUGCUUCACGUGCUACCUCGUGUUCUUCCUGAUGAGAAUUCGGAUACGAAGUGACAUUAUAUCAUCUUUAUGGGGUAAUGUAACUCUGUCCAUUGUUUUCUUGCACAUUUUUCUUCGAGAAAUCUCCUGGCAUUAUGUGUGUGAAAAGAACAUGUGCAUCCAGUGUUGAAUUUUACAAGAUGCUGUUUUACUUGAUAUCUUGUCCGAAAUUAAAAUUGCUCUUACUUUGUCUUAUGAUAUUUUGUUCAUAGCCACAGAAUCAUAAUUGUGAAUUAGUAUCUGCUUUCAAGUAAGUCCAGAGAUAAUAACUAUUGGUCGCAGAACCUAAAUAUUGUUGAAAUGCUUGUUGGUACAGAUUAUAUUUUGAAACAGAAAUAUGUGGCGAUCUUGUAACAAUAACAAAGGGAGUAUUUCUAGUAAACCUAUAUGAGUCAUGGCAGUACAUGUACAUCAUGCCUUUUCACGCACACAAUCUGAUUAUGUUUUAGCCCCCUUUUCAGACAAUGGAACCUAAGAAAACCCUAUUUAAGGGAGUGUCUGAGGAUUUCAGGGGAAGGGCAGCUUGCUACAAACAAGAUUGGCAGAAUGGCUUCAGUUCUGGUCUCAGGAUAUUGGCACCUACGUUGUACAUCUUCUUUGCAUCUGCACUACCCGUUAUCGCCUUUGGGGAGCAACUGAGUAAAGAUACAGAUGGUACACUCACGACAGUUGAGGCAUUAGCAUCAACUGCUAUAUGUGGCAUCAUACAUUCUGUAAUAGGCGGACAGCCACUGCUGAUUGUUGGAGUUGCAGAACCAACUAUUAUCAUGUACACGUAUCUCUACAAUUUUGCAAAAAAUGAGCCAAACCUUGGACCGAGGUUAUUCCUAGCAUGGGCUGGAUGGGUUUGCAUCUGGACUGCAGUCAUGUUGUUCCUCAUGGCAAUGUAUAAUGCUGCAGCUGCUUUAAACAGAUUUACAAGGUUUGCAGGAGAACUGUUCGGAAUGUUAAUUACAAUUCUGUUCAUGCAAGAAGCUAUCAAGGGAAUGUUUAGUGAAUUCAGUGUACCUGAGGGUAACGACGAGAGCCUACCGAUAUACCAGUUCCAAUGGGUAUAUAUUAAUGGUCUGCUUGGGCUUGUGUUUUCAAUGGGACUGCUCUAUACAGCAUUAAGUAGCAGGGGUGCAAGGUCAUCGCUCUACGGCACUGGGUGGCAAAGGAGCUUAAUUGCUGACUAUGGUGUUCCGCUUUUGGUCAUACUGUGGACCGCAUUGUCAUAUUCGUUACCCAGCAAGAUCCCUUCGGGUGUUCCCAGGAGGCUCUUUACCCCGCUCCCUUGGGAACCCAAAUCACUACAGCAUUGGACAGUAGCUAAGGAUUUGUUUUCUGUCCCUCCAGCCUACAUUUUUUUGGCUAUUGUGCCUGCUGCGAUGGUUGCAGGACUCUAUUUCUUUGAUCAUAGUGUAGCUUCACAGAUGGCUCAGCAGAAGGAAUUUAAUUUAAAGAAUCCAUCAGCAUACCAUUACGACAUUUUGAUCUUGAGCUUUUCGGUCUUGAUCUGUGGUCUUCUUGGCAUUCCUCCAUCUAAUGGAGUACUUCCCCAGGCCCCCAUGCACACGAGAAGUCUUGCUGUCCUGAGGAGGCAGGCCUUACGGAAAAAGAUGGUCCAAACCGCCAAGGAAGGCAUGAUGAACAAUGCUAGCAGUUCAGAAGUUUAUGGAAAGAUGCAAGAAGCUUUCAUUAAAAUGGAUGAUAAAAUGAAUGAGGAUUCUGUUCACGAAGAGCUCAAGGACUUGAAAGAUGCGGUUAUCCCAGAGGGGGAUGGAUCAGGGAGUGUGCCUGAAGUAUUUGAUCCAGAAAAACAUCUGGAAGGUUACUUGCCUGUCCGGGUGAAUGAGCAGAGAGUAAGCAACCUGCUUCAGUCUCUGCUGGUUGCCGGUUGUGUUGGAAUUGUGCCGGUCAUUCAGAAGAUACCCACAUCAGUCCUUUGGGGUUACUUUGCUUAUAUGUCCAUAGACAGUCUGCCUGGGAACCAGUUCUGGGAGCGGAUACAACUUCUGUUUGUCGCACCUCAGCGGCGCUACAAGGUUCUUGAAGGUGCCCAUGCGUCCUUCUUGGAGUCGGUGCCUUUCAACAAGAUAUCUGCCUUCACCCUUUUCCAGCUGGUUUAUCUCUUGAUGGUCUGGGGGGUGACAUGGAUACCAGUAGUAGGAAUCCUCUUCCCGCUCUUGUUCUUCUUUCUCGUUAUCAUUAGGCAGCAUUUGCUCCCAAAAUUCUUUGAUACACGCCACCUGUGGGAAUUGGAUGCAUCAGAGUACGAAGAAUGUGAGGGGGUUCGCCGUGAUCCAUCGAUAUCAGAGGCUGAAGAUGAAUCCAUUGCCCGCGGCAUUGAAGCUCCCCCUGAUUAUGCUUCUGAGAUAUUGGAAGAGUUCACGACUCACCGUGGAGAACUGAAGCACAGGGCCCCGAGCUUCCGCGACGAGCGGCUGAUACGGCUGAACUCGGUCCAGAUGACGAGACAGUUCUCCCGGAUCUCUUCUUUUGCUCCUCCACGGCCCUAACUGAGGAAGGAGAUGUGAAGACAUUCUUUCUGGCAUGGAUCUCUAGACGAUGGGUGCAAAAAUACCCGGCGUAUCACGGCUUGUACAUGGCGGAGCGAGUGAUAACAUUCUUGUCUACAUCAAGUAACCGCUGCCAAGGAUACAUACCAAUCUGGGGCCAAAGACACGUCGAGGAACGACGAGCUGCGCGGGGAAUAGUGAAAUUUGUAGUGCGUGAAUAUGAGCUAUUGUGCAGAAGAGAAGAAAUGGAAAUGGAAAGGGGAUACGGCAAGGGAACAGCGUAUUAUUUUUGUUAGGCU